Messenger RNA from Hemicordylus capensis (graceful crag lizard), 2557 nucleotides. Its product is annotated as acyl-coenzyme A synthetase ACSM3, mitochondrial-like. Gene Ontology annotation, molecular function: fatty-acyl-CoA synthase activity; fatty acid ligase activity. Gene Ontology annotation, cellular component: mitochondrial matrix. NCBI's taxonomy places the organism in Eukaryota, Metazoa, Chordata, Lepidosauria, Squamata, Cordylidae. The record is from RefSeq and is a predicted model, not a curated record. The transcript has 15 exons. Gene Ontology annotation, biological process: acyl-CoA metabolic process; fatty acid biosynthetic process. Bases 752 to 2488 code for a protein of 578 amino acids.
GAGUCAUGUGAGAUGCCUCUGGGGGGCCCCUCCAGGCAGUGGGGCCCCCAGACAACUGCCUCCCCUUGCCCGAUCGUUGUUACGCGCCUGCUUCUAUGUGUUUUUCAACGCAUCGUGAAAGGGUUUUGGUCGUUCAUAUUGCCCACCACUGCAGCCAGUUUUCUGGGCAGGGGGUGUCCAUAUAUGGGGGUGUCCAUAUUCCAUCGGAAUCACAUUCACAUGCCUCUCCAUUUUGGGCCAAUGGGAGUCGCGGAGGGGGCAGGGAUCCACUGAUGCAAUUAACUCUUUUAAAAUAUAUAUAUAUAUAUCGGUGCCUUUGUGCAAAGCUGCCAGCAGGGGGAAGAACAGCUAGGGCCAAAAGUUGACUCUUGUGCAAGAAACAGAGUGAAUUUUUAAAAUAUAUAUAUAUAUGUGGCUUUACAUAUCAACAGAUCUUUGAUCUGCCAAAUAAGCCAGCCAAUUCACACCGCACAAAAAAGGAGGAACCAUGAACGUGUCCGAAAAAUAAGUCUGAUGAAAAACAAAAGCAAAUGCGAUCGAAAUCAAAAGCUGAAAGCAAAUGAAAAAUCGGGUUGCACCUUUGCACAAAAACCCAGGUUGAAGUUAAUAUUUACUUCAAGUGCUUCAUGUUAAGGAGUCAUCAAUCACAUAUAGUUCGUUAGACCUUCGGAGAUUUUCCUUUGGGUCUCUACAAUCUCGAGUGAGGGACCUGGUAAGUCAUCUGCAGGUGAUAUAACCCCUGAUAAGGACAAUGAAGCUUCUCUCCAAGCUCCCACGUUUAAAGUCGGCUAGCAUCAAUUAUAGGUUGCCUUAUGGAAUCAAGAGCCAGACCUGCAGUGGAUUUCCAUGGCCGGGUUUUGCUGACUCUGAAGCCCUCUUCAAAGAUGUGCCAGAGCAUUUUAAUUUUGCAGUCGACGUGCUGGAUAAAUGGAGCCAAAGGGAUAAGGAUGGAAGGAGACCUCCCAACCCAGCUCUCUGGUGGGUUGGCGACCAAGGUGACGAGGUGAGGUGGACUUUCGAGGAGCUGGGAUUCUUCUCCAGGAAAGCAGCCAACGUGCUCUCUCAAGCCUGCAAGCUCUCCAAGGGAGACAGAGUCCUAAUAAUGCUGCCAAGGGUACCUGAGUGGUGGCUGAUCACCGUAGGCUGCAUGAGAGCAGGGAUUGUCUUUAUUCCAGCCACAAUCCUACUGACAGCUAAAGAUAUUCUGUACAGACUCCAAACCUCGAAGGCCAAAUGCAUCAUUACAAACGAUGCCAUGGCACCUUUAGUAGAUUCAGUUGGAUCUAGUGGCCCCUUGCUGAAAAGCCGGAUGCUGGUCUCCAAAGGCAGCAGAGAAGGCUGGCUGGACUUCCAUAACCUGCUCAAAGCUGCAUCUGAUGAGCACCAGCCUGUUAAAACAAAGAGUCAAGAUCCAAUGACCAUCUACUUUACCAGUGGCACCACAGGCAAUCCCAAGAUGGUGGAGCAUUCCUGUAGCAGUUUGGGGAUAGGACUGACGUUUGGUGCACGGUUUUGGAUGGAAAUAAAUCCUACAGAUGUUAUGUGGGGUCUGUCUGAUCCAGGCUGGGUAAAAUUCGCCUUUAGUGCUUUGUAUUGUCCAUGGAUCCAAGGCUCAUGCAUCUUUGCACACGGCAUGCUGCAGUUUGACCCGACCGCUGUUCUAAAGCUUCUCGCCAAGUACCCUGUGACAACUUUCUGCGGCACACCAACUAUUUUUCGUAUGCUUCUGCAACAUAAUGUUAGCAGAUAUCAGUUCAAAAGUCUGAGGAAUUGUCAGAGUGGUGGAGAACCAACCAACCUUGAAGUGCUGGAACAGUGGAAGCUUCAGACAGGACUGGAGAUCCAUGAAGGAUAUGGGCAGACAGAGACGACUAUGCUAUGUGGAACUGGACGAGGCAUGAAGGCCAAGCCUGGGUUUAUGGGGAAGCCCUUUCCACCCUAUGAUGUCCAGAUUAUCGAUGAGCAUUGUAAUCGCCUGCCUCCCGGGAAAGAAGGCGACAUUGCUGUUAGAAUCAAACCCACAAGGCCCUUAGGCCUCUUCCUUGGCUAUGUGGAUGAUCCAGAGAAAACGGCUGCAACAGAACACGGAGACUUCUACCUCACCGGGGACAGAGGGAUCAUGGAUGGAGAUGGCUACAUCCGGUUUGUGGGGAGAGCAGAUGAUAUCAUCUUGUCCUCUGGAUAUCGCAUUGGGCCGUAUGAAGUGGAACAUGCUUUGACAGAACAUCCAGCAGUAGCGGAAUCAGCUGUUGUCAGCAGCCCCGAUCCCAUCCGAGGAGAGGUUGUGAAAGCAUUUAUCAUCCUGUCUCAUGCCUAUCAGUUGCAUGAUAAAGCAAAAUUGAUUACUGAACUGCAAGACCAUGUCAAAAAAGUUACAGCUCCAUACAAGUACCCCAGAAAGAUAGAAUUUGUUCAACACUUACCCAAGACAAUUUCUGGGAAAAUCCAAAGAAAGGAGCUUCGGAAGAAGGAAUGGGAGAAGGCCUAAUUGGACUUCAAAAAUCCUAAAAAAUGGUUCAUCUUUAUCUCUCCCAUAAUUACAUUUUGCAGAUUUCAA